AUGGACUUCGGUGGACCCAUCCAAACCCGCACGUCGACAUUAAGAAAUUCAAAAGUGGUGAAAACGUACAUAUGUGUAUUUGUCUGCUUCUCUACCAAAGCAGUACACAUUGAAACCACAUCGGAUCUCACCACUAACUCCUUCAUUGCUGCGCUCACACGGUUUAUAUGCCGCAGAGGGAAGCCUUCAGACCUCUGGAGUGACUGCGGCUCCAAUUUUCUAGGAGCGUCAAACGAAUUGCAGAAAAUCACCAGAGAAUUUUUUAAUGCUCCUCAAAACCUCGAAAUCAUCAACCGCUUCUCCAUCGCUAAUUCAAUCAAAUUCCAUAACAAUCCCCCUGCAGCUCCAGAACAAGGAGGCCUAUGGGAAGGUGCCAUCAAGAGCGUCAAGACACAUCUAAAGCGAGUAGUUGGAACGCACUUGCUCACGAGGGAAGAAUUUGACACGUUAAUGUCAAAAAUUGAAGCCAUGCUGAACUCUCGGCCCCUCACUCCACUGAGCCAAGAUCCUUCCGAAAUUGACGUUCUGACUCCCGGUCACUUCUUAAUUGGAACUACACUCACAGCCCUUCCUGAGCGCCCUCUCUUAGACAUCAGCAACAAUCGCCUGAAACGCUGGGAAACGGUGCAAGCCUUCUCUCAAAGAGUGCGGAAGAGAUGGUACCUUGAGUACUUAACAAAGCUACAACAACGUGAAAAAUGGGCAAAGAAACAGCCAUAUCUGAAAGUUGGAGAUCUAGUAUUGUUGAUCGAGCCUAAUGCGCCACCCCUCCAGUGGCCUUUGGCGCGAGUAAGCAAGGUCUGUCCAGGCAAAGACAACCUUGUCCGCGUCGCAGAGGUUAAGACAGAAAAUUCAACUUUCACACGGCCAGUGUCCAAGCUUUGUCCUCUCCCGAUGGAGUAA
This is a messenger RNA of Bemisia tabaci, 903 nucleotides long. Lineage: Eukaryota; Metazoa; Arthropoda; Insecta; Hemiptera; Aleyrodidae. The record is from RefSeq and is a predicted model, not a curated record.